Messenger RNA from Cyphellophora europaea CBS 101466, 1614 nucleotides. RefSeq lists its product as uncharacterized. The coding region runs from base 1 to 1614 and encodes 537 amino acids. The record is from RefSeq and is a predicted model, not a curated record. NCBI's taxonomy places the organism in Eukaryota, Fungi, Ascomycota, Eurotiomycetes, Chaetothyriales, Cyphellophoraceae. The transcript has 2 exons.
AUGGUCUCGCUAUGGAAGAACUCCGGUGAGAGGGAAGAGGAACAUGCCGAAGGCGACCAGCAAGCUCGCCCUACAUCUUCGUCACGUAACGACAAUGCGAGCCAGUCCGAGGACGCGACCGAGCGCACAAGACUGCUCCCGAGGCAGCAGCCAGUUGGAGGAUACCUCAAUCCAGAUGAUCCUGCCGUCAGCCCUUACAACCUUUGGAGUGUGCGGGCUCUGAGAUGGUUCGAAGUCCUAUUUCUUAUGAUCACCUUCAUCUGGUGGGUCAUCUUAUUUGUGUCUAUCUUCGUGAGCCCUCCCGGCAUGCACUCCAGAGGCUCUGGCUUCUUCGAUGUAUCAUACACGACUCUCACCGUUGGCAACAUCUUGGUCGCACUCCUCUUCUUCGCCGUCCCUUCUACGCCAAUGGGUGUGCUGAGCAUGGUCAUCUCUUUACUCCUCCUUAUCAACAUGAUAAUCAUACUGGCUGCGCCAAGGAUCAGGCUUGAGGAGGGAUGGCCGGGCAUAGCCUCAGUCGUCUGGGCUGCCAUCAUUGGUCUGUACAACAUCCUAACCAACAGAACGGUGCGGUGGGGCAAGCAUGAGGAGGAGGAGCGCUUGACUGGCCGUCAGGAAAAUCGACGGACUCUGAAAGAGUGGUUGGCCGUGUUUUUAGCGACUAUCCUCAUGGCGAUCUUUGCUGCGGUUGCAAUCUUGCUGACCGCCACCCUCUCCCUGCGAGCUCGGGACGCUACGCUCGAGCCCCCAGGGAAGCGCUUCUUGGUCGACGGCGACAAAUACCAAAUUCAUCUGGCUUGUGUUGGCAACCAAACCUUCGAUAAGAAUGGCGAUCCCAAUCCCACUGUCUUGCUUGAAGGAGGUUACAUGCCAGUCGAGCACUCCUUCGAGGACUGGGUUUACAAUGCUUAUAGCAACGGCACCAUUGAGAGGUAUUGCUACUGGGACCGUCCUGGGCUCGGCUGGUCGGACAAUGCUCCCUCGCCACACUCUGCUAGCAUGUCGGCCGAUGCUCUGUCAGAGGCUCUGGCCGUGUCGGGCGAACAAGGGCCUUGGAUCUUGGUUUCAGCAGGUAUUGGGGGUAUUUACAGCCGCGUCUUUUCCGCCAGACAUCCACGAGCUAUUAGCGGAAUCAUGCUCAUCGACACUCUGCAUGAGGAUCUCCUCUAUCGAAUCGCCGAUCCAGGUCACGGUUUCAUGCUUUGGGCCCGCGGCUUUAUCUCGCCCUUGGGCCUCGAUCGGUUGGCAGGCGCCAUCUUCAAGGGUCGGUCCAGGGAGGACCGUGUCUGGGGCAAAUCGUCGUAUCAAGGCGGCAAAUUCAUCAAGAACAAGUUGCAGGAGAACUUGGUGGCCGACUCAUUGACCAAAAAUGAAGUCUUAAGCUCACGCAACAUUCAAGACCGCAGCGUACCUCUCGUGGUCAUCACUUCAGGAAUUCACUUGAAGCAGGACAAAGACUGGGAGCGGAAGCAGGAAGAUCUGACGAAAAUCACAGACAAUUUGAUUGACUGGGAAGUCGUGCCCAAGGUGCCUGCCGAGGAGGUUUGGCGCACAUACGAAGGACGGAAAGUGCUGGAGAAGCAACUUGGAAGACUGUACAAGGGCGAGAAAUAG